AUGUCUGCCCAGGAUCGUGUCCAGAACUACCUUGGUCAGCUCGACAGCGAGCUUUCCAAGUACCCCGUCCUGAACAACAUUGAAAAGUCCACCAACGUUCCCAAGGCGUACGGCGCCAUCGGCCUCGGCGCCCUGUACUUCUUCUUCAUCAUCUUCAACCUUGGCGGGCAGCUUCUCACCAACCUCGCCGGUUUCGUCAUCCCCUGCUAUUACUCCAUCGAUGCGCUCUUCACGCACAACACCAAUGAUGAUACCCAGUGGUUGACCUACUGGGUUGUAUUCUCCUUCUUCACUAUUGUCGAGAGCCUUGUCAACGUCGUCUACUGGUUCCCCUUCUACUUUGUCUUCAAGUUUGUGUUCCUCCUGUGGCUCUCUCUGCCCGUGUUCCGCGGCGCUGAGAUCAUCUUCCACUCCUUCAUGGCCCCCAUGCUCUCAAAGCACUUCGCUGGAGGCAGCGCUUCUACUGCUUCCGGACUCCGUGCCAAGGCCCAGGGCCUCGACAAGUCCGACUAA
Messenger RNA from Verticillium alfalfae VaMs.102, 513 nucleotides. Its product is annotated as yop-1. The transcript has 5 exons. Bases 1 to 513 code for a protein of 170 amino acids. The record is from RefSeq and is a predicted model, not a curated record. Lineage: Eukaryota; Fungi; Ascomycota; Sordariomycetes; Glomerellales; Plectosphaerellaceae.